This is a messenger RNA of Adineta ricciae, 411 nucleotides long. Lineage: Eukaryota; Metazoa; Rotifera; Eurotatoria; Adinetida; Adinetidae. The record is from the annotation of a GenBank genome assembly.
AUGUGCUUAAAUAAUAUUGGUUGUGUAUAUGAACGUGAAAAGGAAUAUGAAACAGCUUUAGAAUAUCAUGAUCGAGCUUUGAAGAUUCGAGAAGACUUUCUACCUGAAUAUCACUUUGAUAUUGGUCAAUCACAUCAUAAUCUUGGCAAUGUCCAUCGGGCUUUAGGUCGUUAUGAUUUAGCAUUGGAACAUUACUUACGAGCAUUAACAAUCAAAAACAAAUCCUUACCUUAUGAACAUCGUGAUGUUGCUUUAACAUUAGAAAAUAUUGGAAAUGUUUAUAAAGAUAAAGAAGAAUAUGAUCAAGCAUUAGAGUACUAUAAGAAAGCAGAGACUAUCUAUGAUUGCUGUUUACUACCUACUCAUGCAAAUGUUAUACAAAUCAAACAAUAUAUACAAUAUCUUUCAUAG